Molecule: messenger RNA, 1941 nt
Organism: Pogona vitticeps (central bearded dragon)
Lineage: Eukaryota; Metazoa; Chordata; Lepidosauria; Squamata; Agamidae
Gene: ADCYAP1
Product: adenylate cyclase activating polypeptide 1
Biological process (GO): positive regulation of ERK1 and ERK2 cascade; adenylate cyclase-activating G protein-coupled receptor signaling pathway; neuropeptide signaling pathway
Cellular component (GO): extracellular region; perikaryon; neuron projection
Molecular function (GO): neuropeptide hormone activity; peptide hormone receptor binding; pituitary adenylate cyclase activating polypeptide activity
Source: RefSeq, a predicted model, not a curated record
GUCAUUGGCAAAUAAAAAUCCGAACGCCACAUCAACAGAGAGACAAAACAAGCGAGACACCCGGCACGGCAACAAGGCAAAGAGAAAAAGAGAAAGAAAGAGAGAGAGAGAGAGAGAGACCCUUGUUUACAACAGAGAGCUGGCGAUCAAAAAGCUAAGAGGGUGGCAGAAGAUCUGGUAGCUAAGAAAGGAGGUCUAGGAGACCAGCAGCAAACAGCGGAAGGCUGGUCAACUUGAAGAACGCAAAAGGGAGAAGAGGAGGAGGAGGAGGUGAAGGAGAAAAAUUGACGUUGAAGCCAGAAGCAGACCGGGGAAAGGAAGAGAGAACAGCUCUGUAGCAUCCGCUAGAACGUAGCCUGCUCCCGUCUUCCUCCCUUUCUGUUCUCCCAAUUUCGUCUAUAAGGAUUCCCCCCUUUCCUCCUCUUCUUGUUUCUCCCUUGCCUCUCAGAUUCCACUCCAGACCUGUAAACUUUUUUUUUAAACUGGGGCGGCGCAACCCCCUCCCCAGCUAAGCAGCUAACGAGCCGAUCCGCUGUCUGUCCCACGCCCCCUCCCUUGCUGCGGUUUCCUUUCGCCCAUCAAAGGAAGAAAGAGACAGAGACAGACAGAGACAGAGAGGGAAGGCGAUGCUUCAGGAGGAUUAACUACCACCCGCGAAACUUCUUGGAAGAAGAGCAGGAGAGAGAAAUCCUUCUUGAUCCAGAUCCACUAUUGUGCCGGGCGCCAGGAGUUGAAUGAGUGGCGAUGUGCAGCAAAGCGCUGGUAGCCCUCCUGGUUUAUGGGAUACUCAUGCACUGCAGCGUCUACUGCUCGCCUGCUGCCGGACUUCAGUUCCCCGCUCUAAGGUUGGAGGAUGAAGUGUACGACGAAGAGGGCAACACCCUGUCGGACUACGCCUUUGACGGCGAGCCCUUCGGGAUAGCAGACCCUUCCUCCAUGCUGGACGACGUCUACACGCUGUAUUACUCGCCGGAAAAGAGGCACGCGGAUGGGCUAUUCAAUAAAGCCUACAGGAAAGUGCUGGGCCAGCUCUCGGCGAGGAAGUACCUGCAUUCUCUGAUGGCCAAGCGGGUGGGCGGGGGGAGCGGCCUGGAGGACGACUCGGAACCGCUUUCCAAACGGCACUCGGACGGCAUCUUCACAGACAGCUACAGUCGCUACCGAAAACAAAUGGCUGUCAAGAAAUAUUUGGCAGCUGUCCUAGGGAAAAGGUAUAAACAAAGGGUUAAAAACAAAGGACGCCGAGUAGCCUAUUUGUAGCGAUGAGUUCCCAACCGCUCCUGUGUAUACAAGCACCCUGGGGAAAAAAAAAUUUAAAAAAAUUCCGAGAGAGGACCCACCCCCUUCCUAAAAAGUCAUUUCCAAACUGACUGAUCAGUCACCGCUCCUGUGUUACCUAAACAUGUAUUUAUGUAUGAAGUAAAGCCAUUAAAUGAAUAUUUUGAUAAUAAUAUCGUUUUUCUUUUGUACGAAAAAAAAAUUUAACCCCAAACAAAUUUAAGAAUAAGCACUAGAGAAACGCACAGAUCUACUUUGAGGACCAAUCUUUAAAAUGUAUAAUUAUUUCAAUUAGAAUUUAUAAAUGAUAGAACUAUCUCGACCGAGCAGGGAACAGAGAGGACCAAUUCUCCUUCAGUGGUUAGCAUUGCACAAAGAGACCAAGGACAUUCGCCUGAGCUGUUUUAUGUUUUUAUAUAAAAUAGAAGGGGAAAAAUAUAUAAGAGAGUGACAAUCAUUGUUUUGAAUAUUGCUCCUAUUUUUGUAACGGAAAUUAAAAGGAGAGUAUUUUUAUCCAUGACAGGGUUGAAGAAAUUAUUAUUCUCCAUUUGCUACUGUACAUAGACAAAAGAUGCCCUGCUACAGGGGGAUUCUGAGGCUAUAGAGUUGGGAGAAUUACUGACGCAGUUCCUUGCCCCGGUGAGUCUCCUCUCAGGCUCCUUU